Messenger RNA from Dermatophagoides farinae (American house dust mite), 4030 nucleotides. Lineage: Eukaryota; Metazoa; Arthropoda; Arachnida; Sarcoptiformes; Pyroglyphidae. The record is from RefSeq and is a predicted model, not a curated record.
AACGAAAUUUUUGUUGUGUUCGAAUUUUAAUUUUUUGUGUGAUUCGCAAAUUUUGUAUUGAACGGAAAUGGCCGAAUCACAUUUAUACCAUCGAUUGUUUUCGAGAUGGAUAUUUCAAUUUUAUUCAUCAUCCACAUCUAGUAAAUCUUCGCCAUCAUCAUCAUCAUCAUCAUCAUCAUAUGAAUGUCCACAAAAGGAUGAAGCUAAUCGUUUGUUCCAUGAAUUUAAUUCAAAUUAUCAUCAAUCACAACAUCAUAAAAUGACUUUAAUUCAUCACAACAAUAAUCGAACGUUUAUGGCUUUGUUACGAACAUUUGGUCAUGAAAUUAGACUACCGUUCAUAUUGUUCUUUAUACAGGAUUGUAUAAUCAAAUCAAUACAGCCAAUAUUGAUUGGAUGGAUUAUCAGAUAUUUUUCAUCAUCAUCAUCAUCAUCAUCGAAUACAUCAUCAACAAAUCCAAUAUGGAUGAUUAUUAGUUUAUUGAUUACAAGUUUAGCAUUGAUUCUUUGUCAUCAUCCAGCAAUGUUGUUAGCUUUACGACUUUCAAUGCGAACAAAAAUUGUAUGGUCAUCAUUGAUAUUCAACAAAUGUUUACAUCUUUCCUGUGAAUCUGAUUAUCAUCGAAAUAUAUCUGGAAUUCUUAACUUAUUGACCGCACAAACACGAAGAUUUGAUGAAUUUUUUCUGCUAUUUUAUCAUCUAAUUCUAGUACCUUUGCAAACAAUUGUCAUAUUGAUCAUUGCAUAUGGUUAUCUUGGCCCAUCAAGUUUGAUUGCAUUCACUAUGUUUAUUGGUUUUUCACUAUUCAAUUCUUAUCUAAGUCGACGAUUUUCUAAACAACGUUCAGCAGCAAUUGCUUUCACUGAUCAACGGUUAAAAUUUUUGAAUGAAACAUUUAGCCAUUUACGAACGUUAAAAAUUUUAGCACUUGAACAGCCAUUCAUACGACGAAUAUUUCUAGCAAGACGUAUGGAAAUCCUACAUAUUCAUUGGCCAUUAGUGGCACGUUCAAUAAUGCUUUCGUUUUCAUUGAUGUCAAGUCGAGUUAUCAUGUAUUUGACAUUCUUAUUAUCAUUGAUCAUGUUCAAUGUUGCCGAUAUUCAGGAACAAUUUUCCAUUGAAACAUUACUGGUUUCAAUCACUUUAUUUGAACGAUUACGUUUUUCAUUGAUAUGGACAUUACCACAAGCAAUAUCAUCAUCAAUUGAUAUGAUUAUUGCAUGUAAACAAAUGGAUCGAUUUCUUGAUGAACCAAAUGUUCGAAAUGAAAAUAUUCGAUCAUUAGAUCACAACAACAAACCAUUGGUUCAUGUGGAUGAAUUAAGCCUUUCGAUAAGACGUGAUAAUUGUAAUUUUGAUUUAAAAAACAUUGAAUUUAAAAUUGAACGUGGACAAAUUAUGAUCAUCAUUGGACCGGUGGGCAGUGGAAAGAGUACAUUGCUGUUUACAUUACUUGGAGAAUUAAUUGCUCGAAAAUCGAAUCAUUUCAUCGUACGUGGAUCAAUCGCCUAUACUGAACAGGAAGCAUUCUGUUUUAAUGCAACAAUUCGUGAGAAUAUUUUAUUUGGCCAUCCAUAUGAUUCGGAUAGAUUUUAUCGAAUUCUUCAACUUACCUGUUUAGAUUAUGAUCUUGAACAGAUGCCUUUGGGUGAUCAAACCAUUAUCGAUGAAGGUGGCGGUAAUCUUAGUGGUGGUCAACGAUCACGUAUCACAUUGGCACGUGCUUUGUACAGUGAUGCAGAUAUUUAUCUAUUGGAUGAUCCAUUCAGUUCAUUAGAUUCUCGUCUAGCUAAACGUAUAUUUGAUCAAUGUAUUAAACAAUAUUUACGUGAUAAAAUUGUCAUUAUGGCUACACAUCAAUUACAUUUUGCAUAUGAUCAUCAUGGUAACAAUAAUAUUCGUGUACUUUUAUUGAAUUCAGAUCAGAAACAAACAGAAUUUUAUCGAAAACCUUUACUUGAACCACUUCCACCUUUUAUUGAAAAUGAUCGAAUUUUAGAUGAACAUCAACAAUCAGAAGAAAAACAUUCUUACAAACGAAUGAAAAUAUCCGAUCAAUCAGCUGAUUCAGAUUCUAAGAUUAAAUCAACAGUUGGCCUUAAUCUUUGGUAUGAUAUGUGGCAAUAUCUUCAACGUGGAUCAUUUGAUUUUGGAUCAAUUUAUCUGGUAUUGGCUACUUCAAUUGGAACACAAUCAAUGCUUUAUGUAUGUGAUCAAUGGCUUUCACAAUGGCAAUCACAAAAAGUGAAUAUCGAAAAUUUUAUUCAAAUUUAUACGGCUAUAAUAUUGAUCGGUAUCAUUUUAGCUAUUGUUCGAUCAUUUUCAUUUUAUAAAUUAUGUCAUCAAGCAUCGGAAAUAUUCCAUAAUCAAUUAGUGGAUAAUAUUGUCAAUACAACGGCCAAUAAUGGCGAUUUUGAUAGCAAAAUUUUAAAUUAUUUCUCACGUGAUAUUGGUAUAUUGGAUGAAACAUUGCCAGCAACAUUAUUUGAAUUGAAUUUGGCUUCAUCACAAGUAUUGGCCAUUAUUUUUGUUAUUCUAUUUCUAAGUCCAUAUAUGGCUUUGAUCACUUUGAUCUAUACGAUAAUGUUGAUCACACUUCUCGAACAUUAUGUUCGUCCAUUUCAUCGGGUUCGACAAUCUGAAUUAAAUGCUAGGAAUGCUGUAUUUUCACAUCUUACAUCCACAAUUAAUGGUGUGACAACUGUUCGUGCUUAUCGUGUAAUUGAUCAUUUUCAACAACGAUUCCAUCAGCUUAUUAAUGGUCAUACGGCCGAAUUGUUUGGACAAAAUGUUUCCAGUCGAAUAUUCUGUUUAUUGGUCGAUCUAAUCUCAUUGUUUUACAUAACAUUUGUUUUGUUGGCAUUACAAUUGUUUCCAUAUAAUCAACAAUUGAUCGGUGUAUGUUUAGCUUCAAUGUUCAAUCUAAUCGGUAUUGCACAAUGGGCAUGUAAACGUGCAAUCGAUUCAGAUUUUUGCAUUAAUUCUUAUCGAAAUUUAUUGAUUUUCGAUCACUUAAAACGUGAACAUAUGAAUGAUUCGAUCAAACUUGAAGCAAACGAGAAAAUAUCAUCAAAAUUGGCUAUUGAAAUCAAACAAAUGUCUGCCUAUUAUGAUACUGAUUUGCCAAAAACUCGUGCAUUGACAAAUAUAAAUGUUCAUGUUGAACAUGGAGAAAAAAUUGGAAUAUGUGGCCGUAGUGGUGCCGGUAAAUCAACAUUGAUCAAUACUUUAUUACGAUUAGUUUGUUUUGAUGGACAAAUUCGAAUAAAUGGACAUUGUAUUCGUGAUAUAUCUACAUUCGAAUUACGUCGACAAUUCAUAAGUAUUAUACCACAAUGUCCAGUUUUAUUCGAUGGAACAAUACGUGAAAAUCUUCAUCUUUUAUUUACCGAUAAUCAACAAAAUCAUUAUGAUGAUCAUGAUCUAUGGCAAGUAUUAGAUCUAGUUGGUCUUGGAAGUUUAAUACGAUCAUUUGAAUACGGUAUAGAUCAACCACUAAUCGAUGGUAAAACAAUAAGUGUUGGACAAAAACAAUUACUUUGUUUGGCAAGAAUUUUAUUACAACAUCGAAAAACAUCCACCAGAAUGAAUUCAAAGUUAAUUAUUAUGGAUGAAGCAUUUGCACAUAUUGAUCUACAAACAGAUCAUCAAAUAAGGCAAACAUUACGUGAAAGAUUUGCCCAUUGUACAAUGUUGAUCAUUGCACAUCGUUUAAAUACAAUCAUGGAUUGUAAUCGUAUCUGGGUAUUGGAUGAUGGUAAAAUUAUUGAAGAUGGAUCGCCACUAUCAUUACUUUAUGAUGGUCAAAGUCAUUUUUCAAAACUAGUCAAUAAUAAUUGUGAUGAUGAUGAUAAAUAGAUAAAUAGUAGUAAGUAGUAGGAGUAUGAAAAUUUGACUAUGAAUACAAAAAUUUUAAUUUACUUUUCAAUUUAUUUCAAACUUGAAUCUUUCACCAUUUAAUUGAUGUCAAAUUUUUUUUAUUUUAUUUCUCGAAUGAAUAAAAACGAAAAAAAUUUUUCUUGUUGUUGA